AUGGACUCGGCCCGUCACAGCCGGCUAAGGAAGCUGAACUGGGAGCAGAUCCCCAAGGAGAAAGUGGAGGGGAGGAAGAGUGUCUGGAGUGGAGCGGCUACGGAGGAGGAAGAGUUCCCUAUAGACCUCCACUCUCUGGAUGAGCUGUUUAGACAGAAGGACAGUAAACCACAGGACAGACCCGGGAGUUUGAGACGGAGGUCUGUGCUGAUGCGAUGCAGUUCACCCCAGGACAACACCACGGAUAAGGUCUCACUACUGGACUCCAAACGUAGUAUGAAUUUUAAGGAUAUCCGGCAGGGGGUCGGGACCCGCUACGGGCCCGAGAAACUGUCUGAGCUCUGCAAACUGCUGCCUGACGCCGACGAGGAGGCUCGCCUGAAGAGGUUCACGGAAGAACGCAGUGGGCUUGGGGAGUCUGACCUCUUCAUGAUUCUGCUAGUGGACGUCCCCAGCUUUCGUCUGCGUCUGGACGCCAUGAUCCUGCAGGAGGAGUUUGACCCUGCUGUGACCUCUCUCUGUCUGGCAGCCAGAUGUCUGAGGGAGGCGGCCAGAGAGCUGUUGAGCUGUCCUGAGCUGCACUCCAUCCUCCGUCUGGUUCUGAAGGCAGGAAACUACAUGAACGCUGGUGGGUACGCAGGCAACGCAGCGGGGUUCCGAAUCCCUUCCCUGCUCAAACUGGCCGACACUAAAGCCAACAAGCCAGGCAUGAACCUCCUGCACUUCGUGGCCAUGGAAGCGGUGAAAAAGGACCAAAGUUUACUGUCGUUUCCUGGCCAACUAGGACAUGUCGGCCCCGCCUCCAGGUUGUGUGAGGAGUUGGUAGUAGAGGAUCUAUCCAGGCUCCACAGUCGUCUGGUAUCUCUCAGGAUCAGUGUCCAGACGGAGGCAGAGAUCCAGCAGCUCACACGGUCUUUCCUGGAGGUGGCAGAGGAGCGUCUGAAGGAAGCAGAGGAUGAGGUGGAGGGGAUGAGGAUGUCCAGUCAGGCUCUGGUUGAAUUCUUCUGUGAGGAUGACAGCAUCUUUAAACUGGAGGAGGCCUGCAGGGUCUUCCACUCCUUCUGCCUUCGCUUCCAAAGAGCCGUACAGGAAAACGCAGAGCGGGAACAGAAGGAGCAGAAGCGGAUGGAGCGUGAGAUGGUGGAGAAGCGUCGUUCUGUGGCCGUGUGUACAGGGCUGGACCUGGGUGUGGUUCUGGGUCGGGUGUCCCCACUGGGAACCCAGAAGAACCAGGAUGACCUGGAGAGAACCCUUGAGAACCUGAGCCACACCUGGAGCCAGCGCAGCCUUAGAAGCCAGGAGAACCGCAGGCACUCCCACCACCUCCAGAACUACAACUCUCAUCUCCUCCAGAACACCACCUCCGCUCCUCUUCAGACAAAUCCCCACCUCAACAACUCCUCCAACCUCCGUAAUACCUCCAUCCACCCCCAGACCUCCCCAGGGCUUCCCUGCCCCACCUACCCCAGCCAGGAGAGGCUGUCCCUGGGGACAGAGACCAGGACAGAGCCCCUGGUCCGUCAGCACCAACCAGUCCUGGAGACUAAGAGACCAAAUCAUGAGGGGACAACUCCGACUCAAGUCUCACAAACUCAACAUGAACUGACUUCUAAUGUCACUCAAACCCAGUGUGGACGUAGAUUCAAUGUCCCCCAAAACAGGCAGGACAUUAUUGCAUAUGUCACCCAAACCCAACAUGGAAUUGCUACUAACAUCAUUGAAAGCCGACUCGCACCAACGGCUCAAGUGACUGAAACUCACCAUGAACGGACAGUUGAUGCCAGCCCUGACCAGUAUGUACUGACCACUAAGUCUAUGGCCAGUCCUCAUAGACACUCCUCCACUACCACUACUGCCAUCCCCAGUGUUAGAAGAAAUACCAUUGGUCUUAGACACAGGUAUGACCUAGAGAGGACUGACCCUACCCCUGUUUCUCAGGCGAAACACACAGACACCUCAGUCAGAGACGCAGCGCAUCAGGACCCUGACCUCGCUCCUCUCACCGGGUCAACGGUCACUGAGGUGACUGAGCAGCCCUUUGAGAGCCAAUCAAAAUCAUCCAUGGCCACUGACGCCCCAGACGGUGUCCAAUUGCAGGAGUCUAAGGGAGCCAAGGAGACCACACAAGGAAGUGGUGGUGCCUUGGAGCUGAGGCUUUCACCUGAGGGGGGAACAACCCAGCAGAGGGAAACAGAAUCUCGCUCUACACCAGUGGAACAGAGAUGGCUGCCUCCCAGCCUACCAGAGCUGAGCCCACAGCGGGCACAUCAAUGCCCAGAGGUCUGCAGCCCUGACAGGGAGAGGGACCGGUCAUACCCACGUGUGGGCGAAACCCUGGAGUGCCACACCCUGGUCCGAGGCCUGCGUUCCUAUGACAACCUAUCCCCUCCUCCCACCACACCCCUCCCCAAAGCCCCACCCAGCCUCUGCUCCAAGUGGAGGAAAGAGAGGCAGGCGGAGACUCCAGGGGCUGGUGCCGGACUUCCAAUGGGGAAAGAGGACUCUCGGAGCGGGGGGAACACCCCUGUUGUCCGAGGAGGGGCUAAGAGGGGCUUGGUACCCCGUGCACGUCUGCCUAACGAUACAGGCAUCCAUAGAGCCCGUUUAAUUUCCAAACCAGAGACACAGACACCCACUGGCCCUGUCCCAAAUCCUAAUUUACAGACUACACCACGUUCCACUCGUCUGGCGUCCCCGUCCAUACGCAGCGCCUCCAUACGCUCCUCCCCCAUCACACGUCCUACUACUACCCAGACAGAGGUGAAGCGGAGCAGUAGCACCAGGAGUGAGCGGAGCCAGGCUGGGGGUGAGAACCAGCAGCUGGUCCCAGGGAAAUCCACCUUGACCCGCCGGGUAUCAGAGAGAGCUGGGCUGGGGCUUGGACCAGAGAGGGAGAGGACUUCUAGCACCAGCACCACUAGUAGUACAGCUACUACCCAGCCAGCCUUUGUCAGGGGCUCCCCUCUCAGGGUGACCAAACGUCUUGCCCCCACCUCCAACUCUGAGACCCAACACUCCUCUCAGCCCCGCUCCACACACAGCCCCUCUGCUACAGCUAAAACCAUUCGUACAGCUAUUAUAGCUGCGGCCAGGACUAAAACGGCCAAGACGAGCCCCGGCACAGAGCCCUCUAGAGCUGCUGUUUCUGCCUGCAAAACCCCCACAGCAACACGGAUACCUGGGCCUAAAAUGGACCGUCCUGCAUCCUCACCCAUGUGGAAGUGAUCAUGGCAGAUCAUACCACUUUUUCAACUUUAUACAGUAGUCUUACUUACACACAUACACGUACCUAUGUGUGUUUGUGUCCAUUGUACAUGUAUGUGGGAAUCAAUAAAUGACUUGGUGAAUUGUAUCAGACCUCUCUGUUCUGGCGGAGUAGGUAGUUACUGGUCCAUUCAGACUCUAUUCAGCUUGUCCAGAAUCGAUGGGGUGUUUUCCCUUUGGUCUCUCCCAUACACGUUCUUGUCUGCUGGGAAGAUAACAAAGGACUGCAACUCCAACAAAAUGCCUGCCACUACACCACUCUACAGCGGUUCUAUUUUGCAUAUGGGCUGUACUGUCACUGUAGAUAGAAAUGUCUUCUGUUCUACACACUCCUCCAUCCACUAGUGUCCUGUGCAGUCACCAGGGCACUUCAGGGAGAGACUACCCCCCCCCCCCCCCCACACACACACACACACACACACCUAACCUGGACUUUGUCAAGCUCCUGAAAUGUGUUUCUCUGACCUUGUUCAUUUGUAGAAAAUCCUUAAUUUAGAAUUAUGUGGCACUGCGGCCUCCUCUGUGCCUUGGUCGUCCAACAGAUCAUUCUCAUCAACUAGUUUUUUUAGGGUGUAUGUUGAAAAUGGCAUUUUUUUUUCAAGGGGUUAAUUUAUUUAACUUUAGUUGUGUCCUAAAUGGCGCCCUAUUCCCUAUACAUUGAGUAUACCAAAUAUCCUAAUAUUAAGUUGCACCACCUCCCUUUUUACCCUCAGAACAGCCUCAAUUUGUCAGGGCAUAGUGCACUACUUUUGACAGGAGCCAAUAGCGCUCUGGUCAAAGGUAGUGCACCAUGUAGGGAAUAGGAAGCCAUUGGGGACCACCAUACUUGAUCAGUCCAGCUCCUCUGUGGAUUGUCAUUUCUGAGUCUUCAAUGAUUUGAGUGUGUAGUCUGAGAAGUGUAUUUCGAACUGAUUUAGAUGCAUGGACCAGACUCAGACUGUGACCCUUCUUUCUCUUUCGUUGCUUUCUCACCUCGGCCUAUUUGUUUGCCCAAUCAGCAAUCAAUCAGUAUGAUAUUGAAUUGAUUAUUGGUAAUUGAUCGAUUUUGUUGGUAGUCUUGAAUGUGCUCUUCAUUCUGAUGCACUUUAACAAGUGAAGAGGAGACCUGUUGCUAGGAUACUCACUGUAAUAUUCUACUGCUGAUGUUUAUAUCAAAAAAAGAGAUGUUAACUUAAAUUGAACGACAUGAAUUGUGAUCCAUGGCGACAAUGAGUGCAUUUGUAAAAAAUAAAGAUGCUAAUCACUCCGGG
Molecule: messenger RNA, 4514 nt
Organism: Salvelinus sp. IW2-2015
Lineage: Eukaryota; Metazoa; Chordata; Actinopteri; Salmoniformes; Salmonidae
Source: RefSeq, a predicted model, not a curated record